Messenger RNA from Stylonychia lemnae, 2487 nucleotides. The record is from the annotation of a GenBank genome assembly. Lineage: Eukaryota; Ciliophora; Spirotrichea; Sporadotrichida; Oxytrichidae.
AUGGAGAAUAUAGCGAAAAAAUGUGAUUUUAGUCUUGAAAACAACAAGUUUGAAAGUAAUUAUGCAAGAGUCUAAGGAGGGGCGAUAUAUUUCAACAAGAAUUUGCCUUAAAAUAUUGAUAAAAAUGAAUUUUCAAAUGAUAAUUAUGCUUAAUACGGAUCUAAUAUAGCUAGUUUUCCUUUUGGGAUUAAUCUUAUUUAACAAGAUUAAUUCCUCUUAGCGAGUGGUAUUGUAUAACUUGAAGAAAUUGAUCGAAACUUAAAAAUAGUAGGACUUAAGUAAGUUAGAGCAGAAAAUGGAAUCACAGAAUUCAAAAAGUUAAUAGUGUAUGGCCCACCAUCCCACAUAAAUGCUUAAUUUCGAAUAUAUUCAUCAACUAUUAACACUGAAUACUUAAAAUCUAAUUUUCAACUGGUACCCUCUGAGAAAAUUAAUAAUUUAGUCUUAAGCUUUUCCUUUAGAUAGUGCCUAGAAGGUGAAAUUCAAAAUCAAGAUUCAAGUGCAUGCAUUGGAGGACUAAUACCAUUAAAGACAGAUGAUAUUUAACCGAUAUUUAAAAGAGAUUCUGAUAUUUUGUGUGCUCCUGGAUAUUAAGGAAAUUUAUGCGAUGCUUGUGGAAGUUAAAAUGGAGUUUAGCUUCAAAGGACAUCAAAGCAUAAUUGUGCAAUGGGCAUCCUAAUAUUUUUCAACAUCAAAAAAACUCAUGAAAGUGAGGUCAAUGUUGUAUUAAGAAUAGCUACCAAUUAUUUAUAGAUAAUGACUACUACUGGAGCAUAUAAUUUAGAGUGGCCUUACUAUCUUUCAGAGCUCUUUGGUGUUUAUAAUAGUCUUGGAGAUGCAAUUGAUAGCCUUAUUUCGAUUGAAUGUUUUUUUAAUGGAUCGAAAUCAUUUUAAGGAGAAGAAUCUGUUUAUUAUUUAAAAGCAUUGAUUGUAUCACUAUUUCCUAUUUUUAUCAUAUUUUUCUUAUCCACAGUUCUAGUAUUGUAUUCAAAGUAUAAAAACAUUGACUAAGCAAUUAUUAGAGAAUAGUUAUUUAUUACAGCAGUUGUGAUUAUCUAUACAUUGCACCCAACAAUCAACAAAUUUAUACUUGCACUUUUUAAUUGUAUCGAGCUAGAAAAAGGAGAGUAUUGGUUAGAAUAAGAUUUACAGGUUAGAUGCUGGACUUAAAAUCAUUUCCUUUGGGCAUUAUCCAUUGGAAUUCCUGCAUUAUUAAUUUGGGUCAUUGUAUUACCAAUUUUCCUUUUACAUUAUAUCCAUAGCAAAAGAAAAGAACUUAAAGCACCUCUGUAUUCUUAUAAAUUCAAAAUGAUCAAGCAAGGAUUAAGGAACAGAUAUUACUAUUGGGAGUUUGUUAAUAUUUUGAGGAAAACUAUUUUAGUAGUGGCUAAUGUAUUUAUGCAAAGUUAUAGAAAUAUAUUCAAAUCAUUAUUCAACAUAUUAAUACUUUCAUUUUUUCUUCAAUUACAUCUUAGACUUAAACCAUACAAAAACCCACUCAUAAAUGCUCUUGAAUACAGAGAAUAUCUUUGCUCAUUAGUCAUAUUUUUCGGAUCUCUAUUCUUUGUGAAUUAGGAAAUUUCUUCUGAAACUCAGCUGCUUGUUUUCAUAAUAAUAGUUGCCUAUAACCUUAACUUCAUUAUUUUAUGGAUUUACACUUUGAUGGAAAUAUCCUAAAUAAAAAAAUUGAGAUUUGUAAAAAUUCAUUUAAAGAAAAUUUUACUUAUACCUUAAAGUGUAUCUGAAACCAAAAUAUCAUUAAAGCCAUAGGAAUUUAUAAAUAAGGUUGAUCGAAUAAAUAAAAGCUCAAAUACGAGUAUUUUAGAAUUGCAAAAAGUAUUCAAUUUGGGUUCGAUAAAAGGGAAAAAUAACAUUAAAAAUAUUGAAAAAGGGCACUCUAAGAAUAGCAAGCAAUCAAAGUAGAACACUCGGCUAUACAAAUAAAGAAGUAAAAAACCAUAUGAGAAAAAUUAAUUUGAAAAAAAUGAUAAUCCCUUAAAUUCUAAUUAAACCUAGAGAAUCAUUAAUUCUUAAAAAUAUAGUGAUAAAAGAUAGUAUCAAUCAAAUAGAAACAUAAAUUCACCAGAUAUAUUAACACUUAGAAAAUACUAUAAUGAAGACACAAUGGAUGUAAAGCAAGAUUCUGUUAAUACUAUGAUACCUAGGCUACAAAGAAAAACUACAAAAUCACCUUAAACUAUUAAGAAUAAAUAGAUCCUAGAUCAUUCGCCAAUAAAUAAAUUUGAAUUUUAAAUAAAGAUUGCAAAUGAUAAGAAUAUUAAUAAAAGAUUGGUGAUUGAAUAAAAUAGAAAGACUCUUGAAUAAGAACUCAAUUAGGUUUCCAAUAUUACUGAGGAUUAGAAAAUUUAAGCUUUAUCACUCAAUUAGUCUACUAAAGAAGUCAAAAUUAGGAAUAAUGAUUCCUAAUAAAAUGAUAAAUAUGGCGAUUUUUAUCUUAAGAUACUUCAAGUAAAAUUCAAGGAUUGA